GCGGGCAGAGCCGAACGGAGCUGAGAGGAGCCGAACCAAACGGAGUCGGGACGGAGCGGGCAGAGCCGAGAUGAGCCGAACGGAGCCGAACCGACCCGACCCGAGCUGAGAGGGCAGAGCCGAACCGAACCGAGUCGGGAAGGGGCGGGCAGAGCCGAACUGACCAGAACAGAGCCGAGCACGGCCGAACGGAGCCGAACCGACCCGAACCGAGCUGGGAGGGAGGAGCCGAACCGAGCCGAGCCGAAUCGGGACGAGGAGGGCAGAGCCGAGGAGACCCGAACAUAGCCGAACCGAGCCGAAUCGAACCGAGCACAGCCGAACCGACCAGAACAGCCGAACCGAGCCGAGCACAGCCGAGCCGAGCCGAACCGGUCCUAACAUAGCCGAGUAGACCCGAACCCGGGCGAACCGAGCCGAGCCGAGCCGGGCCGAGCGCUGCCGUUGGAUCCCAGCGUGAAGCUCAUCCCGGAGGAGCCCGGUGCCUCCAGCAACAUUCCUGGCGGGUUUCCCGGCUCCUCGAUGCGACUGGAGCCGCGGCGGCUGCUGGAUGCCCGCGCCGCGCUUCCAGAGGGCGGGAAGGCCGGAGGACGUCGGGAUCCGUGAGCGGAGAGCGAAGGUUUGGGAUCGGCUCGACGGGAUUUCUCCGGCUUUGCUUCGUGAUUCCGGAUCCGCCGGGAUCGGCGUCGCCUCGGGAACCCCACCCCGUCGUUCCAGCGUCCCCUUUGGAUGCUGAGACACCCCCGGGAACACCGGGAACAUGGAGAUGAUCCCCAAACUCCCAUCCCUGCCUCCGGAACGCGCCGCCGAGCGCCGGCAAAGCAGCGGGAGACAGGGCUAAAGCCGCGGCCCCCCAGCGGGGGGGGGUGAUGCUGGUGGCGCAUCCGGCUCCCGCUGCCCCCGUUCCCGCCGGGAGCCGCCGGCCAUGGCGGAGCACCGGGAGCUGGUGGCCGAGCUGGCGGCCGCGGCGCGGCUCAGCGCUCCCGAGCGGCUGCGGCAGGCGCGGGAGCGCCGCGCGCGGCAGCUCCGCAGCUGGGCACAGGCCGAGCGGGAGGCGCCGGGAAGCGGCGCCGGGAGGAGGAGCAGGAAAAGCCGCGGGAAGAGGGUGACGUUCCCGGACAGCGUCCGGCUCCUGGAAGCGGCCGCGCGGCACGAUGCCGAGGAAGUCCGGCAGCUCCUGGCCAGCGGCGUCAGCCCCGACCUGUGCAACGAGGACGGUCUCACCGCGCUGCACCAGUGCUGCAUCGAUGGCUGCGGGGACGUGGUGACGGCGCUGGUGGACGCCGGCGCCGCCGUCAACGCGGCGGACAGCGAGCUCUGGACCCCGCUCCACGCCGCCGCCACCUGCGGCCACCGGCGCCUGCUCCAGCUCCUCGUCCAGCGCGGUGCCGACCUGCUGGCCCUCAACUCCGAUGGGAACAUGCCCUACGACCUGUGCGAGGACGAGGAGACGCUGGAAUGCCUGGAGAGCGCCAUGGCCGAGCAGGGGAUCACGCAGGAGAGGAUCGAGGAGGCUCGUGCGGCGCCGGAGCGCGGGAUGCUGCAGGAGAUCCAGCGCCUCCUGGAUGCCGGAGGGGACCUGGAUGCGCCGCGGGGACACGGAGCCACCUUGCUCCACGUGGCCGCGGCCAACGGGUACGUGGAGGCGGCGGAGCUGCUGCUGGAGCAUCGCGCCGGGAUCGGCGUCCGGGACUGGGAUGGAUGGGAACCGCUGCACGCUGCUGCCUGCUGGGGGCAGCUGCCGCUGCUGGAGCUGUUGGUCGCUCACGGAGCCGACGUCGAUGCCAGGUCGGAGCUGGACGAGACGCCGCUGGACGUCUGUGCGGACGAGCAGACCCGCUCCAAGCUGCUGGAGCUGAAGCAGCACCGCGCCGCCGUGCUGAAAUCCCAGGAAAAGCACAAAUCCCUGCUCCAGCGCCGCGCUUCCAGCGCCGGCAGCCGCGGGAAGCUCGUGCGCCGCGUGAGCCUCUCGGAGCGCAGCAGCCGGUACCGGCGGGAGCUGGAGCGCGAGGCGCUCGUGUGGCAGCGCCGCGGGAGCCCCGAGGACAUUCCCGGCGGGAACGGGGCCGGGACGGAGCCGCCGGAGCCGGCGCAACCCAACGGCGCCCUCGGCGCGCCCCACACCUUGCCCGACCUCAAGCGGCUCCGGGCGGCCUCCAAGUGCCAGCGGCAGGAUCGGGAUCAGGACCGGGACCAGGAUCAGGAUCGGGAUCAGGACCGGGAUCGGGAUCGGGAUCCGGAGCCGUUCCCGGCUGAGCCACCGCUCCUGAAGCUGACGGCGCCCGUGGAGGAGGCUCCGGGCGGGAAGCGCCGGUGCUGCCGGGUGAUGUGACAGCGCCGCCGGAGCCGGGAAUGUUCGGGAUCAGGGAUCUGGAAUCAAGGAUCCGGGAUCCGGAAUCAGGGAUCCGGAAUCAGGGAUCCAGGAUCUGGGAUCAAGGAUCCAGGACCCGGGAUCCUGAAUCUGGAAUCAAGGAUCCGGAAUCAGGGAUCCGGGAUCUGGAAUCAAGGAUCCGGGAUCUGGAAUCAGGGAUCCGGGAUCUGGGAUCUGGGAUCCGGACGUUUUUCUUCCUAAAUAUUCCAGGUUUUUCAGUGGU
Molecule: messenger RNA, 2594 nt
Organism: Strigops habroptila (Kakapo)
Lineage: Eukaryota; Metazoa; Chordata; Aves; Psittaciformes; Psittacidae
Gene: PPP1R16A
Product: protein phosphatase 1 regulatory subunit 16A
Exons: 10
Coding region: 926-2332 (468 amino acids)
Cellular component (GO): cytoplasm
Molecular function (GO): phosphatase regulator activity; protein binding; enzyme inhibitor activity
Source: RefSeq, a predicted model, not a curated record